This is a messenger RNA of Pecten maximus, 3478 nucleotides long. RefSeq names its product protein O-mannosyl-transferase TMTC1-like. The record is from RefSeq and is a predicted model, not a curated record. Gene Ontology annotation, biological process: protein O-linked glycosylation via mannose; RNA processing. Bases 74 to 2692 code for a protein of 872 amino acids. Lineage: Eukaryota; Metazoa; Mollusca; Bivalvia; Pectinida; Pectinidae. Gene Ontology annotation, molecular function: mannosyltransferase activity; protein binding. The transcript is spliced from 18 exons.
UUUGAACUGACGCGUGUCUGUAGCAGACGACAAACGUGAAGCAGUGUUAAAAAUGCGGGUGUGCUAAUAAGGAAUGAUGGAGUUAAACAAUAAUAUUAGCAAACCAACAAAACGUUGUAGAAAUAAUUGGAAAGUGAGAUUUAAACAGUGCAAUAUAUCGGCUGUCAUUGGAAUUCCAGUUGCAGCAGCCAUUGUGUGUUACGUGAAUUGUUUGGAGGGUGACUUCCUUCAUGAUGAUCUGUUUGCUAUAAAAUCGAAUCGGGAUGCUAGAGGUGACUCUUCCUUAUCUCAAGUGUUUUAUAAUGACUUCUGGGGAAAAGCUAUGACGGAUAAAACCAGUCACAAAUCAUAUAGGCCCAUAACAGUAUUAACUUUCAGAUGGAACUACUACAUAAGUGAUGGUAAUCCCUACGCUUUCCACGUAACAAAUGUUUUUCUACAUGCUGUCAUGACGGGACUUCUUGUCUAUACCUGCAUGGAUAUAUUCCUACUCCAAAAUCGGGUGUGUCUAAUGGCUGGAAUACUAUUUGCUGUUCACCCCAUACAUACAGAGGCAGUGUCUGGCAUUGUUGGAAGAGCUGACAUCUUGGCUGGGAUUUUCUUUUUGAUAUCAUUUAUUCUACAUAUCAAGAGUCUAGACAUACGAUGGCAGAAGAGCAGUGUCCUCUUCCCAGAGGUACAGAGUGCAGGCCUCUUGUGUGGUAGCCUUGUGUCUACAGGAGUAGCUAUGCUGUGUAAAGAACAAGGGAUCACAGUCCUGGGGAUGUCUGCUCUGUAUGAUAUCCUGGUAUGCUCUAGGCCAGGGCUGGUCAGGAUUUUAGAAGGAAGAAAGUUAUGUGAUGGAUGUGUAUCACUUACAAAAAGGAUGGGUCUUUUAUGUUCUGUGGGUGUAUGUUUCCUUGUGUUCCGAGUGUGGAUGAUGAAUGGACAGAUGCCAUUCUUCCAGUACCAAGACAAUCCAGCCUCAUUUUCACCACAUCUCCUCACCAGGUGUCUGACAUACUCCUAUCUGUGGAUGUACAAUGGACUGCUCCUUCUGUUUCCCUCUACACUUUGCUAUGAUUGGCAAGUUGGCAGUAUCCCAUUGGUUGAAAGCAUCUUUGACCCCCGUAACCUGGCAACCAUUUCAUUUUUCUUUAUGUUGGCUUUACUGAUAUGGCAUUGGUGGAAACAUUUUGAUUCUCAGUCCUCCAGUGAUGUCCUCCUGACCAGCCUUCUCCUUCUGGUGCUGCCGUUCCUACCUGCCUCUAACAUCCUAUUCCGGGUUGGAUUUGUCUUGGCUGAGAGGGUCCUAUAUAUCCCAAGUACUGGCUACUGCAUCCUGAUAUCCCUGGGUGUUCAUCAUCUACUGGAGAGAUUUCCGACCAGGAAAACCCACAUCUUCACCACCUCUGCCCUUCUUAUUCUGGUUCUCGUGGGGAAAACAUGGAACCAGAACUACACCUGGAUCUCUAGGGAGUCCCUUUUCAGAUCCGGAGUGAAGAUUUUGCCACACAAUGCCAAAGUUCAUUAUAAUUAUGCUAAUUACCUGAAAGACAAAGGGUCACUGGCUGCUGCAACCGAUCACUACCAGGUGGCAGUCAACUUGUACCCAGACAAUCCUAGUGCCCACAACAACUUAGGGACACUGCUGUCCAACAAAUCUCAAGCUGAGUACCACUUCAGACAGGCUCUGGCUCUGUGUGAGGACCACAAAGGGGCUCAUGUUAACCUGGGCUCAUUGCUGUUUAACAGAGGAGAACGAGAGCUUGGUGUAAGCCUUCUACAGAGAGCUCUUGAGAUUGACCCCAGCUACAAGGAAGCCUUUGUAGCUCUAGCUGGUAUGAUGGUGGAAACCCAGAACUGGAAUGAGGCUGACCGACUGUUCCAGUCAGCAAUGUCCAACAACCCCAUGUCUGCUCAGGUCUACCACAACUACGGUACUUUUCUACACAGAAGAGGAGAGGAAACAAGAGCACUAGAGUUUUAUCAGCGGGCCCUGGAGGUGGACCCUGGCCACAUCAUCUCAAUUGUUGAUACAGCCAGAUGUCUAAAGAACCAGGGAAGACUUGUCCAGGCAGAACACAAGCUCAAACAAGCCCUGAAGAUGGAAAAAGACGAUGCUACCUUGGACAUGCUAGGGGUUGUCUACUUUGAGAUGGGACGUAGCAGGGAAGCAAUUAUUUUAUAUGAAGAUGUUCUAAAGGACCGUCCUAACAAUACAAAUCUACUAUUCCAUUAUUCUCAGGUGUUGGCAAAGAACUUGGAGUUUGAGAAAUCUGAAGCUGCUUUACUCCAGGCUGUACGACUGUCUCCAAAUAGUAUAGAGAUCCUCACUCAGAUGUCCAAGAUCCUUGGACAGCAGGCAAGACACAAAGAGGCCCUAACCUACCUUGACCACGCUAUCACUGUAGCCCUGCGGACAAAUGAUAAACAGGCCCUGAUGGACCUCUUCCUUCAACAUGGUGAUCAUAACAAAGACAUGCAACAGUACUCUGCAGCCAUCAAGAGUUUCAAUGAAGCCUUGAAACUAGGAGGAAACUCUCCCAAUGUCCAUCUCAAUCUAGGAGCUCUGAAUCAUAUACUGGGAAACUAUACAGAAGCUAAACAUCACUAUUUACUGGUGCUGUCCAUGGACCCCAAUCAUACUAUAGCUAAAGACAAUCUCCAAAAGCUGGAGCACCUCCUAAGUCAGGAGAGAUCUCACUUGUAAGGGGAGAUAAUCCAUAUGUCCAGCUGCUCAAAAUUUACAUGGCAAACAAUUGUUGUAUAAAUGCCUUUUAAAUGCUGUGUUGAACUGUUUGUAUUAUAACUACAAUAUUGUGAAAGGAUACAGCUCCUAUAAAUGAUCUUCAAAGUUUAUCAAAUGAAAAUAAGGUUAUGUUUAAACAAUUAUAUAAGUACAUAAUUUGUAUGUAUAAUCUUUAAGUCCAGUUUGUUUAAUUAUACAUUUGUGAAUUAAGAUCCUGUAAACGUAAAUACAGGAUACAAAGGGAACAAACAAAGGAUUAUUGGUGCAUAUCCUUGUAUUGGUUUUAUGUAAAAUAUAUAUACACGUAUAUAUUUAAUUUUUUUUUUUUUUUAUUUUGAUUUAUCAGUGAUACUUUUUGGUCAUUUAUAUGACCCAUAGUUUUUGUUUCAUUAAUUUCAUUUAUCAUAUACAGUCUGUAUGUUGGUAUAUUUGCUCUAGACCUCCCUUUUGUUUAUAUGUACAUAUGUAUACACUGUAUUAUAUUUUCAAAUCCAAUAAACAUUUUCUUUGUCAAAAUUUUAGUAGGCAAAUAAUUCAUAUAUAUAUCAACAUUUUACUGUAUAUUUUCAAAUUUCCAAAGUAAAUGUCUCAAUCUGUCUUUGCUUGCCCACUUUCCAUGUAAACUUUCCUCAUCUUACAAUAUUAAUGGCACCAUUAUUGUAAGUCAAUGUUACACAUAUAUAAGCCGAUCUUGUCAUAUUUACUAUGUCUCAAAACUACUUCAUAUUUAAAAAAAAAAAAAAAAAA